Prorocentrum cordatum is the source of this 1728-nucleotide messenger RNA. Lineage: Eukaryota; Dinophyceae; Prorocentrales; Prorocentraceae. The record is from the annotation of a GenBank genome assembly.
AGGCGCUCUCCGAGGCGUGGCUUCCGGCGGGCUGGCGGAUCGAAGGACCAGCACGGUCGCGUCUAUUUCGCCAACGUGCUGACCUCUGGGGCCUCCUGGACGCACCCCCUGGCGCCGCAGCUGAAGGAGAUCGUGGACGUCUUCCGCAUGUGCUCCGACUCGAAGGACAUUCCUGAAGUCCGCGACCUCGCGGUGUCGACGCUGCUCGCCACGUGGCAGGAGGAGGCGCAGAAGGCGCUCGAGCCGUGGGUGCCGUUCACGGACGCCGCCGGCCUGCCGUGCUUCCACAACUGGGUGAUUGGGGAGUUCACGUGCAGUACCCUGCAUCUCUCCAUCCCCUACGGUUCUACAUGAAGAUCCAAUGCUUGCAGCAGUUGCGGGCCACAGACUACCAGGUGAGCGCAGACCGCAUUGAGCGCAUCGUUGACACGUGGCAUCUGCAGGCGACGCUGCUUCGGAACACGCGGCUGCGGGACCAGGCGCAGGACGAGCUGCAGCGGUAGGACCGGCUGCAGCGCGAGUUCCAGUACGCGCAGCACCAGCAGCAGAAGUAGCAGCAGAAGGAGCAGCAGAAGGAGCAGCAGCAGCAGGAGCAGCUGGCCGCCGCGCCACUGGAGGACCAGCCGCAGAGCGAGCAGCAGCUGCUGCUCGCCGCGAUGCUCCCCGGCGCCGCCGCCACACCGCAGGAGGGGCCCGAGCGGGCCGCAGCAGCCGGGCGCCCCGGCGGCUCCGGGCCCGGCCGCGGGGCCAGAGCAGGACGCCAGGUCGGCCAGCUUGGCGCGGGCAGCCAGGGCCAGGGCGAUGGAGCCCUGAAGCCUCCCCCGUCAACUCAGUGCCCCGCGGCCGUUGCGCGCACUCCCGCGAGGCCCGCGGCGCGCGGAACGCGCUCCGUGGCGUGCCGCCGCGAGGCCUGCGUGUGCGCGGCACGUCUUCCGCUCUCGCGGCCGCGAGGCUCCCCGCGUCGCCAGCCUCCGCUGCGGUGGGGACAUUGGUAAUGGGUCGUGAACCCCCCGCGGCGGAUCCAGGCCAUUUGCGAGCGGCUGCUUUUCGAGCAGCGGAGCGUGCUUUUCUAAGCGGUAUCGGGGGACGCCCCCAGGUUUCAGGACCGUCUUCCUUCGCAGCCCGCUUCCUCUCCUGCUGAGUACAGCCGCAGGCGGUGGGGGCCGCGUCUGCUUGUGGUGCGCGGCGCACCAUCUACGGCCACGUGAGGUCACGCGUGCCUCGGGGCGCGCGCCUGCGGUGCAUGACGGCGCCGCAUGUAGUGCGGAGGUCCGCCGGCACGUGAGGGUAGAGGAGCAGCGGGCGUAAUAAGGGGGCUGUGCGUGCGUAAGGUGUUUCUUGGUUUCUGGCGAGUGAUACACAAACAGCAUAAUCACAAAUCAUUCGGGGCUCCGACGGGACUUCUCAGAUCGGCGCUGGACCCCUUCCCUGGCGUGCGGAGCGCGCCAGGGGGCGCCUGCGCAGAUCCGAGAAAUCCGCGCGGAGCUCCGAACGCUUGUGUGGUGUGCAGUUUCUUCUUCCUGUACUAUUUUAGGCCUCCUAGAUGAGGUCGGAGUAGAUUGGGAGGCCUCUGGAUAUGCUCCGCACGAUGGGCCGUGCCUGUGCGUCUGCGCGUGCUGCGGAGCGCCCUGCGCGCCCACGCUGCGGGGCGACGCGCCUCGCCCCUGUUUGGGGCGGCGCACGGGAAACAAAAAAGCAGGUGCCGGGCGCCCUGUGGGGCCCUUGCCG